CUUUCUUUCCAGCUUCCCGCCUCGUUCAGCUACCAACAGUCAGUGCUCUGAUAAGCUCAUAUUCCCUAUCCGAACGUAUUGCGAUCAAUUUCAUCACAGCAGUGCCUUCUGCGGUCCAGUUGGCAAACUGCUAUUGGAAGCUAUAAGCAUGAUUCGAAACUACGGAAUCCUUCUGAUGAGACACCGCCAUCAACAGGAGCUAACCGGCCCUUGCGUAGCCCCUUCCUCUUUACUCAGUAAUAUUGUGUGACUACAGUAGAACUUAUUCGGAUGUUCAGCUUCGAGAUCCCGUGUCUGAGGGAGUAACCAAGGAUUUCCUCUCAUAGGCAGAAAGCCUCUUCGAGGGGGUGAAAUCUACACUAACCCACGUGACUAUAUAUCCCGAUUGGGAAGUCAGCCGCAGAUAGGUCAGGUGUCUGCUACCGCGUCAACGCGACGUUUCUACCAAGAGCUCAGUUCAACCUUGCCCUCUGGCUACACCAUCUAUUAACUUUUCAAUACCAAUCCGAAUCAACGAUACUACUUGUCGCAUGAUCGCAUGACUGCUGACGAAUAAUAUAUUUUUCAUCAAUUUUACGCGCUGAACCCGCGCCAUCCGCUCAUCUUUUCCGUCGCCCAGUGGUUAUCGCGCCCAACGAAUCGCCGCUCUUCUCCGAACGUUAUCGACCAUUGACGAUCCAUUUCAUCAAAAAUGGCCACCGACUACAGCAAGAAGACUAAUGCCGAGCUAGUGGAGAUCCUCAAGUCUCGCUCCUUGCCUCACACUGGCAAGAAGGCGGAGAUGGUUGCCCGCCUCCAGGAGGAUGACAACAGCAAGGCACAGACUGCAGCGCCAGCCGCAAAAGCCGAUAACGCAGAAGAUGUGAUUGACUGGGAGGACGAUGAUGUGCCUGCCGCAGAUGCUGCUGCAGCGAAGCCGUCAACGGAGGCUGGUGCUGCAGCGAUCGCUGCAGGUGGUCAGGGCGCUGUCUCUAACCCGACUGCAGUUCCGAACCAGCAGCAAGACACCAACCCCGCCACUACAAAUGAUCUUAAGGUAGAAUCUAAUGGGGAUGCUGCCCCUACUGCACAAGAGGGAACGGAGGCAGCACCCGCUGAGACCGCUGAGACGACUGAGGCCGCUUCGGCUGAGGAGAAGCCAGCGCCCGACUACUCCAUUGGCCUUUCCGUUACCGACAUGGAAGAGGAAUUGAAGAAGCGUAAGGCUCGUGCCGAAAAAUUUGGCAUUACUGAAGAUUCGAAGACCGCAAUCGAAGAAGCGGAGAGAAAACUUGAGAGGGCUAAACGGUUUGGUGCUGCACCCGAGGAACCGGCUGCAACUGGAGUUAGCAAGUUGGACCAGGCACUUCCCAGCGAGAAGGCCCGCAAGAGGGGUCGCGGCGAGAAUGAUCAAGGCAAGCGGGGAGGCAAAAGACGGGAUUUCGGUGGGAGGAACAGGAAUCAGAAUCAGAAUCAGAACCAGAACCAGAACCAGAACCGGCGACGGGGUCAGGGUAACCGUAACCAAGGUCAAAACCAACGCAGCAAUGAGAAGCCUGCCAGCAGCGGCUUGAGUGAGAAGGAUAAGCUCGCUCUGGAGGCUAGGAAGAAGCGAUUUGGGGCUGCUGCGUGAUUAGAUCCAUGUUUCAUUACCACUUCUACUUGUUUUUCUAAACAUGGCGCGAUUUCAUAGGCGUUUUGAGGGAAUCAUUACUGUGGAAUCUUAGUAUAUGCAUUUACCAUAUUACACGGAACGUCUCUCCCCCUUUUUUCUUCCUUUUCAUAUUUUUCUUUUCUUUUGUUGAAAAGUCACCAGCAACGUGGGGGUUAACCGGAAUAGCUAAUAGUAAUACGAGACACUCGUACUACUUGCAGAGUACGUACAUACAAGUGAGUGCGCUAUUAGACUAAUAUGGCGAGCCUGGUUCGAAACCUGUAAUAGGCAAACGGAUCUACAGGAAGGAUAGAGACAAUGUAACUAAAUUGGGAGCAUGGACCGAUUAGCG
Aspergillus caelatus is the source of this 1985-nucleotide messenger RNA. RefSeq names its product SAP domain-containing protein. The record is from RefSeq and is a predicted model, not a curated record. Gene Ontology annotation, cellular component: nucleus. Gene Ontology annotation, biological process: poly(A)+ mRNA export from nucleus. NCBI's taxonomy places the organism in Eukaryota, Fungi, Ascomycota, Eurotiomycetes, Eurotiales, Aspergillaceae. Bases 692 to 1612 code for a protein of 306 amino acids. The transcript has a single exon.